CAAGGAAGUGAGGUCACACAAUAUGGCGGCGGCUGGGCCCUAGCUGCGCUGAGGGGAGGGGGAUCCGGGUGUCUCGGGGAAUCGGCGUCCAUCCUCCCCGGCGGGGCCUCGCCCUCGCCCCGGAACCGCUCCGGCGCCCAGAGACCGAGCCCAGGGCCGCCAUGGUGGCUGUCUUUCCACGGCGCUGAGUCCACGGUCCGAGACGCAGCUGGGUUGGGUCCUCCGAGCGAGCCCCCACCGCCGCCUCGAUGGAGCUGAGGGUCGGGAACCGGUACCGGCUUGGCCGGAAGAUCGGGAGCGGCUCUUUCGGGGAUAUUUACCUCGGUACUGACAUAGCAGCUGGAGAAGAGGUUGCCAUCAAGUUGGAAUGUGUGAAAACCAAACAUCCUCAACUUCAUAUAGAAAGUAAAAUUUACAAAAUGAUGCAAGGUGGAGUUGGUAUUCCCACAAUCAAAUGGUGUGGUGCUGAAGGUGACUACAAUGUCAUGGUGAUGGAAUUGUUGGGACCAAGCCUUGAAGAUCUCUUUAACUUCUGUUCAAGGAAAUUCAGUCUCAAGACAGUCCUUUUACUUGCUGACCAAAUGAUAAGUCGAAUAGAAUAUAUUCAUUCGAAGAACUUCAUCCACCGAGAUGUAAAGCCUGAUAAUUUCCUGAUGGGAUUAGGCAAGAAGGGCAACCUUGUCUACAUCAUAGAUUUUGGGCUGGCCAAGAAAUACCGGGAUGCUCGAACUCACCAGCACAUUCCAUAUCGUGAAAAUAAAAACUUGACAGGAACUGCCCGCUAUGCCUCCAUCAACACUCAUCUUGGGAUUGAACAAUCUCGCAGAGAUGACUUGGAGUCCUUGGGCUAUGUACUCAUGUAUUUUAACCUGGGCUCCCUCCCCUGGCAGGGACUAAAGGCAGCUACAAAAAGACAGAAAUAUGAACGCAUCAGUGAAAAGAAAAUGUCUACACCCAUUGAGGUUUUGUGUAAAGGAUACCCGUCUGAAUUUGCUACUUACCUGAAUUUCUGCCGCUCGUUGCGCUUUGACGAUAAACCAGAUUAUUCAUAUCUGAGACAAUUAUUCAGAAACCUCUUCCACAGACAAGGCUUCUCUUAUGACUAUGUCUUUGACUGGAACAUGCUUAAAUUUGGCGCAAGCCGUGGAGUUGAAGAUGUUGAGCGUGAACGGAGGAAGAGAGAAAGAAUGAGACACACACGAAAUCCUGCUGUUCGUGGAUUACCUUCCACUGCCUCUGGCAGGCUGAGAGGGACACAAGAUGUAGCUCCUCCUACCCCUCUUACCCCAACAUCACAUACAGCAAACACAUCUCCUCGGCCAGUGUCUGGAAUGGAGCGAGAACGGAAAGUGAGUAUGCGAUUGCACCGAGGGGCCCCUGUCAAUAUCUCCUCAUCUGAUCUAACAGGCAGACAAGAUACCUCGCGCAUGUCAACCUCGCAGAUUCCUGCUCUGGCAACGACCAGUGUGCUCCAGUCUGCUGUGCAUCGGUGAAACAGUGUUGCCAUUGAGAGGCAGAUAAUGCAUGGCUGAUCUCCUAUGUUACCAAUGGCUUUUACUAGCAAAUCUACCCCAAACUAGAGCAGAAGACAUAAUUACAACUGGAUCUCUCCUUGCCACUUACUGAGGAUACUUGCAGGAACACGGACAGAAUCCAGCAGCUGCCACUACAAGAGGCUUUGGCCAGAAACCUGAUAACCUUAUGUGAACUCUUGCAACAGGGCUGGAAAAGGAAGAGACGGUUUACAGCAUUAACCGCCUGUUAUUUAAUAGCCAUUUCAGUUCUCCCUCCACAGGCGGCAGCCUUUACCCCCUUUUUAUUGUUCUACUGUAACUGUAAAUCUUUUACUUCGUUUAAAAAAGUUUUGUAUUCAUUUUGCUAAGAUUAUGGGCUUAACUCUGUAAAGAAUUCAGUCUCGCCUUUUGUCUGAUUUGAAACCUAUAUAGAAAUGUGAACAAUCCUGAAAUUUACAGCAAAACACAAAAGACUUGAAAUUUAUUGUAAACUUAAGUCAGGCAGGGAAUGUGUAAAUUGAAUUAGAAUAGUCAGCUUUUAUUUUUCACUGUUACUUUUGUAUGGUCCCAUUCUACAGAAGAGGAGGAGAAAGGAUGUUCUCAAGGGUUGCUUUAAAAAAAAAUUAUUUUGCAUUUGACUGUCUCGUUUUUCCAUUUUUUUCCCUUUCAAUGAAAUCUUCAUGUAGUACAGAAACUUUUUUAAUGUUUUAGUCUCUAGGACUGUCCAGGAAAGAGCAGGAGAUAUUUUGAAGAAACACCAGUAGAGGUAAUAAAAAUCCUUCAUAGACUCUGAAGAUAAGAAAUCAAAGCUCUAAAUUUUAGCUUCAAAAUCUAUUCAGGAAGUUUUAAAUAUCGAAUGUACAAUAUCUGCUGUCCUUUGUUCAUGUGGAGGAGUUUAUGUGAGAGAUAGGAUCCAUAGUCUCAGUUUGGUUUUUGGCACAGAUGCCAAUGAAAUCUGCUCCCACUGCAGUGUGAGUAGUGUUGUAGUAGGUGUGCUUCUUUUGAGUAUGCCGAGAAUUGCAAGUGCUUAUAGCCUGCUGUGUUAUGCCAAGGUUCAGGGCUACAAAAUGUUCCUGCUGCAAGAUGCCAAGACUUGAGAUCAUUCAAGCUUGUUGAAUUCUUUAAUAUUAAUGUGUGCAAGUUUGGAACAGCUGGCCUUCAGCUGAAGAUACACUUAUGUAAUGGCCAAAACACUUACUUUAGCAAACAAGUGUGCCAGCUAUAGAUAUGGAAGAAUCUUUGUUUUUCCUGAGCAAUAUAUUUAUCCCUUUGUAACCUGGGAAAGUGGAAGGCAUGUGAAUCAUACCAAAUACCACUCAAAACAACAUCAGUCCCAUUUUGGGAGUGAAGAUGCAAUACAUAGAUGUGUUGUGUUGAUGCUUUUUAAUCAAGAAGCGUGAAAUUCUUGCCUCCUUGGAAACUUGGUGGCUAAUUUAACUCCAUGGUUUUCCUUUUUUGUUUGUUUAAUUGCAAGAUUUUCUUUUUUUUAAUCGUUCCAAAGGUUUGUCACUUCUUUUUUAGUUUUGUGGAUUUGAGGAUAUGAACAAUCUUGUCCUUUAAAAAAAAACAACCACGACAUUAACCAAGUGUUUAUUUAAAUUGAAGGUCUCAUUUGUUGCAGCCUAUGUUUGGGAGAGUGCAAUGGGAAUGUUUUUAAUGUUGGUCCAUGAAGAAUUUUGAAUAAUUGUAUCACUUGGUUACUAUAGAUGUUGGUUCUUCGGGCAUGUGCACUUCCAUUUUGUACAGUUCUUCACUUCCGUGUGCUUUCUUUGUAAAUACCUGUGGUCGAUGAUGUAAUGUUAGAGACUUACAAAGACAGCCUCUUCUUCUCUAUAUAUAUCUGGAACCUUCAAUAGCUGUACUAUACUUUAAAAGUUGACUGAUGCAAAUUUCUCAACUUGUACUUGGUUGUGGGCAGUCCUUGCCCUUCCAUUAUAGUUAAAUCCCACCAUCACCUACUGAAAAUAUAGUUAGAAUGUCUCUAUAAACCUGUGUACUGGUAACAGAUAUCUCAGAACACCUCAUUUGUAUUACCACUGUAUUUGUGUACUUUAAUAAUUGUGUAAAUAAAUUCAUAAGAACUUCUAA
Messenger RNA from Sceloporus undulatus (fence lizard), 3602 nucleotides. RefSeq names its product casein kinase 1 delta (gene CSNK1D). Gene Ontology annotation, molecular function: ATP binding; protein serine/threonine kinase activity. The record is from RefSeq and is a predicted model, not a curated record. Gene Ontology annotation, biological process: endocytosis; signal transduction; peptidyl-serine phosphorylation. Gene Ontology annotation, cellular component: cytoplasm; nucleus. NCBI's taxonomy places the organism in Eukaryota, Metazoa, Chordata, Lepidosauria, Squamata, Phrynosomatidae.